CCACCUAUUAAUACCCCAGCCCCCCCCCCCCUCCCCUCUCUCCCAUGAGCAGGGCUUCGAAGAAUCUGACACCCCUUGCGUUACGCUUCAAAGAGACAGCGACACUCUGUACGUGGUCUCCGUGAGUCGUCCUUAGCGUGGCGCUCCCGAGUCACCCGCUACGACCCAGUCACCCACCCCCCUACGACCCAGUCACUCGCUAAGACUCAAGUCACCCACCCCUGCACCCCCUACGACCCAGUCACCCGCUACGACUCAAGUCACCCACCCCCGCACCCCCCGCGCGCCGCUCGCAGGAGUCAUUCCCCGCUACCUCUCGACGCUGCGCUCACAAAUCGAUCUCCCUCGCGCUGCGAGCACGCGCCGCUGAGCGCUGCGCUUGAGUCACCCGUCGUGCGCCGUUUGCAAGGAGUCAGCUUCGAGCCGCGUGCACGUGCAGUUGUCACCCUGCGCUCGUGUUCAAAGAGUCGUCGUCGUCGUACUCGUCGUCCUCGUAGUCGCUGGGCUUCCAGAACUCACUCCCUGCUGAGUUGUUCACCUAAAAGUCGCCACCGGCUUCCAGGAAGUCAUCCCGUGCUCUGCUCCUUCGGGAAAUCACUCGCUCUGCACCCGGGCUUCCAAGAAUCAUCCUUGCGCUGCUCUUCCAACAGCAGUCACCCCUGCGCUCUCGAUCCAAGAGUCAACCCUGUGUGACCCUGUACGAGAGUCACCCCCUGCGCUGCUCUUCCAGGGGAGUCGCUCUGCGCUGGGGAGUCGCUCUGCGUAGCAGGAGCAGCAGCACCGCCACUGGCGCACCCCGAUGCGCUCUGCGCCCUCUUCCAUCCCGCGCCUGUCAGCGCCGCGCGGCGUUUCUGCGCCAUGAACGCCUCUUCGCUUCUCAACUUGAACGCCUCCCUGCUCGCCCUGAACGACUCCCUGGGAGUGUUCAACGCGACGCUGCUGGGCCACGCUGGAGCGACAAACGACUCCGCGCUGGGCCCGUGCUGUAACCUCUCGGCACCGGCGGUGGCAGACGGAGGAGGAGGAGGAGCCGGCUUCCAGGCGCCGCUGGCCGACCCCAGGAACCUGUACAUAUUCCGCGUGGUGCAGAUCGCCGUCAUGUGCGUGCUCUCGCUCACCGUCGUCUUCGGAGUCUUCUUCCUCGGCUGCAAUCUGCUCAUCAAGUCGGAGAGCAUGAUCAACUUUCUGGUGAAGGAGCGGAGGCCCUCCAGGGAGGUGGAGGCUGUCAUCAUCAGGACCUACUGACGGCGCGCGUACCAUGCGGUAGAGAGAGAGCCGUGCCGUGCCCAAUUUCCCGAGCUCGUUCGAGGCUUCUGUGCCGAACGCGGGGGCUCAACGACUGUCCGUGGUCUGCUGGCUCCGUCGAGCUCGAUUGUUACCAAGGCGCUCCGUCAUCUGGACGGUGAUGUCGUCUUCACGCAACCUUCUUGGUCGCUCACCAAGGGGAAAUGUCCUCCAUGUGUCUCCUACUGCCAUCCGAGGGUGUACGAAGAUGUUGCCGGCUGCAGGGCGAGUCGCGCUGCGCCGAUUGCACGCUCCCAAUGGGUAGAAGAAGCGACGCGAUGUUCCAUAGAUUACGUUUGAGGCGCGUGUCGUUUAAGCCAUUACUGUGGAUAUCGUCCAAAAUCCGAGUGGAGCGGUAGUUUUGUGCGUGUUUGUAAUGGUUGUCGUGGGGUGGUUGUUUCAGCUGCUGACCUAAUGCAGCUUACAUUUGGGGAAGUGGGCGCACGGGAUUUUGUGGGUGGUGUGUUUCGCGAAUAUUACUCGAGUCGUAUUGAUGAUGUUCGGCAUGGGGCGAUGUUAGCCGUUCGUGGUUCGCUGUGACUGGUUUUCUUUAUUAAUUGCUCUGGUGACGGUUUAUACAAUGUGAACAAAACACUGUAUUUUGCACAAAAACGUUUUCUGAAUCAGAAGAAAUUCGCUUUUUGUACUCUAGGCUUUCCCGUGCAAUGAAUGUAAACGUGCGUACAUUUUGUAACAACAACAAACAGAAUUAAUUAAUUUUAAAAAAAAAACUACUUUGUUUAAUUGGACGUGUUUUACACGUUUCGCGCUACGUUUUGUAAAGAUGCGGUGAUUCCGUGCUUAAGGCUUUCUCGCAGUCGUGUGUCAACCACCACCACCACCUCCAUCAAUGGGAAAGCAUGCUUCACGAAAAAGAUGGAUUUGUCCUGAAUCAAUUGAUAGCGCAUGCUUACAAUGUUUACUCUGUAUGUGCUUUACCAAUGACGUUUUUACCGAAGUCUGUCAACAACAACACAAAAAAUGCCUGGAGCUUCGAUUUUCACAUCGGUUGCAUGGAAGGUACAUUAUAUACACUUAUAUUUUUGCAUGGUUGUUAUUAUCGAUAUUAUGAUGAAACGAAAACAAAAUCUUGCCAUUAAAAUCAAGUUAAAUGUU
Lethenteron reissneri (Far Eastern brook lamprey) is the source of this 2400-nucleotide messenger RNA. Its product is annotated as protein reprimo A-like. The record is from RefSeq and is a predicted model, not a curated record. NCBI's taxonomy places the organism in Eukaryota, Metazoa, Chordata, Hyperoartia, Petromyzontiformes, Petromyzontidae.